Molecule: messenger RNA, 1494 nt
Organism: Metarhizium brunneum ARSEF 3297
Lineage: Eukaryota; Fungi; Ascomycota; Sordariomycetes; Hypocreales; Clavicipitaceae
Molecular function (GO): iron ion binding; monooxygenase activity; oxidoreductase activity, acting on paired donors, with incorporation or reduction of molecular oxygen
Source: RefSeq, a predicted model, not a curated record
AUGGCUUUUAUGGACAUCAAUAUCUUACCCGCAGGUGCGGCGAGCUUGAUCGUGGGACUGCUCACAACAGUGGUGGCUCUUCGUCUUGCUGCCGGAAGAAAGGUGCAUCCCAAUGAGCCGACUGUAUUACCUUCAUGGAUUCCAUUCAUCGGCCAUCUAGUUGGCAUGGCUAUAUAUGGCGGUCGCCUGUCGCAUCCAAAUGAGCCAAUCUUUACUCUCCCGGUACCUGGCUCUCGUAUCUAUGUGGUUACAGACCCGUCCUUGGCUGCGUCUAUUCAGCGAAAUACGGUGGCAAGAAUCAGAAAGAACCUCGAUCCGGAGCCAGGGAACCCUCGUGGAUUUUUGGCCGAUGUCCACAAUGUCGUUUACAGCGCCUUGGGUCCUGGAUGGCAUCUGAAUUCUCUGAGCUGCGAAGCAGGCCAGGAAUUGUGUUUCCAGCUUACUGAGUUUGCCGCAUCUUUCGACAAGUUAGGCCAGACAGAACGAGAGUUGGAUCUCUUGCAAUGGGCCCGCCAUUUAGUGACCGUGGGAUCGGCGAGAUAUCUUUAUGGCCCGCGAAACCCCAUAGCUGAAGAUCCGGGGCUGGAAGCCGCCUUUUGGGCUUUUGAUCAAGGCCUCGGCGGUCUAUUGAUGGGUUUCCUCCCUUCCCUGACGGCUUCGGAAGCCUAUCAGGGUAGGGAACGGAUGGUUACCGCCUUCAUGAAAUAUUUUGAAGCUGGUCAUAUAAAGGACGGGGCUCAGAUCUCAAGGGACCGCGUGCGGCUCGAAGAAGAAUAUGGCAUGAACAAGCAAAUGAUUGCACGUUCUGCGCUGUCAUUUAUCUUCGCUAGCAUUGUUAACACCACAACCACGACUUUCUGGGUGGUUCUUCGCCUUUUUGCGAACAAAAAGUUGCUCAGCAUUGCUCGACGGGAAGUGGCAGAAGCGCUGAACGCAAGCACAGAACGAGAGGGCUCCAAGAGAUUGAGUAUCGGGAUAUUGAAAAAUAGGUGCCCAACUUUGGUUGCUGUGUUUCGAGAGAGCUUGCGCAUUGGAUCUGAAAACUUUUCUGUUCGACUUAUCAAGGAAGAUAUUUUCCUUACCGUCCGAUACUUUCUAAAAAAAGAUGCUGUGGUCCAAAUUGCUGGGGGAAUCAUCCAUGCCGCCAAGUCUAUCUGGGGAGAUGAUGCGGAUGAAUUCAAUCCGCAGCGUUUCCUCGCCCCCAAGGCCCAGUCUGGUGGUAUUCACCCAGCAGCCUUUCGAGGAUUUGGUGGCGGCAAGACCCUUUGCCCUGGGAGGCAUUUUGCUACAAACGAGAUCCUAUUGUUUGCUGCGCUUAUUGUCCAUGGGUUAGACAUGUCCUCGCCUGAUGGUGGUGAUAUUCGGGUCCCACGAAAAGACGAUCGAGUAAUGCCUGUUCAUAUUCUGGAACCUUAUCCCAGGGACCGCCCGAAAGUAUUGUUCCGAUUAAGAGAUGAAAUGAAAUCUCUGCGAGACUUGACCAUAGUCAUCUGA